This is a messenger RNA of Cynara cardunculus var. scolymus (artichoke), 1571 nucleotides long. RefSeq names its product protein DETOXIFICATION 56. Lineage: Eukaryota; Viridiplantae; Streptophyta; Magnoliopsida; Asterales; Asteraceae. Bases 75 to 1517 code for a protein of 480 amino acids. Gene Ontology annotation, cellular component: membrane. The transcript has a single exon. Gene Ontology annotation, biological process: xenobiotic detoxification by transmembrane export across the plasma membrane. Gene Ontology annotation, molecular function: antiporter activity; xenobiotic transmembrane transporter activity. The record is from RefSeq and is a predicted model, not a curated record.
CUUUCUAUAUAUUUGUUAUUAAUAGCUUUCAUUGACAUAAAUCUUACACUUUCCAACUCCAAAUACCAUAAAAAAUGGAAGAAGAAAUCCCCCACCGGCGGCCAGAAAAACUCCUCGGAGCGGCUUUCUCCGAGCUGAAAACGCAGCAAGCGAUUGCUUUUCCAUUGGUGGCAAUGAACCUAACGUGGUUUGCAAAGAUAGCCAUCACGACAGCGUUUCUUGGUCGACUGGGUGAGCUCGAGUUAGCCAGCGGUACGCUUGGGUUCAUGUUUGCAAAUGUGACCGGUUUCUCGGUCUUGAACGGUCUAUGUGGUGCCAUGGAACCCAUUUGUGGUCAAGCCUACGGAGCCAAGAACUUCAAGCUCCUCCACAAGACACUAGCCAUGAUGGUCUCUUUGCUGCUAUUAACAUCACUCUGUAUUUGCUUCUUGUGGCUAAAUGUUGAUACAAUUCUCGUUUAUUUUGGCCAACAAGAAGAUAUUUGUAUUGAAGCAAAGAGGUAUCUUUUUUAUCUCCUACCAGAUUUGAUGAUCACCUCCUUCUUGUGUCCUCUGAAAUCCUACUUGAGUUCACAGAGCAUAACAGUUCCGAUCAUGUUAACCUCGGCUCUGGCAGUGGUUCUUCAUGUCCCGGUUAACAUUUUCCUCACAAAAACCCGAGGCUUCGAAGGGGUGUCGAUGGCCAUUUGGAUCACCGAUCUUGUGGUUGUCGUUCUGCUUGUGAUCUAUGUAAUGGUGACGGAGUUCAGAAAGGGUGGAAAAUGGAAAGAAGGUGGGUGGACGAGCCAAGGGAUUGAAGACUGGAUCCAAUUACUGAAACUUUGUGGGCCGUGUUGCCUCACGACAUGCCUCGAAUGGUGGUGCUACGAAAUCUUGGUGUUACUAACCGGGAAGCUCCCAAAUGCUAAACAAGCGGUUGGGGUGAUCGCGAUUGUUCUAAACUUUGACUACUUGCUUUACUCUGUAAUGCUUUCAUUGGCCACUUGUGCGUCUAUUCGUGUUUCCAACGAGCUCGGUGCGAACCAGGCGGGACCUGCGUACAGAUCGGCGUACACCUCAUUGGCGUUGAGCUCGGUUGCAGGUUUAGCUGGUGGGCUAGUCAUGGUGUUGGCUAGAGGCAAGUGGGGUGCUCUGUUUAGCCAUGAUAAAGGGAUUGUGAAGGGUGCGAAAAACGCCAUGCUGUGGAUGUCUUUAGUGGAGGUGGUUAAUUUCCCAUUGGCGGUUUGUGGCGGCAUCGUAAGGGGAACCGCCAGGCCUUGGUUGGCAAUGUACGCAAACCUUGGAGGGUUCUACCUGUUAGCAUUGCCUUUAGGCGUAAAUUUAGCUUUUAAGGUUCAUAUGGGACUCAAAGGACUACUAAUAGGGUUCUUAGUCGGGAUGGUCGGUUGUUUAGUUUUGUUAUCGAUGUUCGUUUCGAGAAUUAAUUGGGCUGAAGAAGCCGAAAAAGCACAAAGGCUUGUUGUCGAAGAUGCAGGCGGCAAGAUAUCAGCCACUGCUGAAAACAUGGCCACAGAAUGAGCAAAAUGUAACAAAUUUAAACAAGAUUGUAUAUAAACCAAUAGAUUAGGCCCU